Messenger RNA from Paramecium sonneborni, 435 nucleotides. The record is from the annotation of a GenBank genome assembly. Lineage: Eukaryota; Ciliophora; Oligohymenophorea; Peniculida; Parameciidae.
AUAAGACUAUAAAUGGAACAAAUAGAUUCAGUCCCAGGCAAAUUAUUUUUUGCAAUCUAUAUGUUAUCAAAAAACCAAUAAUUGGGAGUUAAGUAAAAAUGGCAUUUGAAGGGUAAUAAAAAUAUAAUUUAAAUUUUAGAUCUUGUAAUUCAAUAAGAUUAAAGGAUGAUUGAUAUCAUAGAAGAAUAUCUCGAAAAUAAAAAUAGCAAAUAGUUAUUUGGAUAGCUAUUACAAAUAUGUAAUGAAGAAUCAUUUAUAUCUGAUGAUUGUGUUUCUCAAACAAGCAAUUAUAAGUAUCAUCGUCCUUAAAUGAUUGUCUUACCUAAUAAGAAAUUUGAAUUGAAUUUUAGGAAGUUUAGUCAAGGGUAAAAAGUGAUCUCAGAAAAGUCAUUAAUUUAUAAUAAAUCAAGACAUUAGAAUACACAUGAGAGUUGA